AGACCAGAGCCUUGGCUCAAAGGCAAACAAAAGGAAAUGCCCGGCUCCCCAUGGCUGUGGCCAGCACCUUCAUACCAGGGCUCAACCCUCAGAACCCUCAUUAUAUCCCAGGGGUAACAGCAGAGGAAGGAUCGAAAGCCCAGGCAGAGAACUUAGAAAUGCCUGCUCCAAAUAUAUACACUGCUGAGUCCAGAAAGAUCAGGGCUUCAGAGGUCUCCGCUUCUGCCUCUGGGGAUGGCGGGGCAGGGCGAUUCUGGUGAGUGGGAGAGUCUGUGCUGCAGGUACACUGGACACUGCCCACUACUUCGGUUCAGCGUGGGCCAGACCUAUGGGCAGGUGACUGGUCAGCUACUUCGAGGCCCUCCUGGCCUAGCCUGGCCCCCUGUCCACCGCACACUUCUGCCUCCCAUUCGGCCUCCAAGAUCUCCUGAGGUUCCCAGGGAGAGUCUACCUGUCAGGCGUGGGCAAGAAAGGCUCAGCUCCAGCAUGAUCCCUGGGUACACAGGUUUUGUACCCCGGGCACAGUUCAUCUUUGCCAAGAACUGCAGCCAGGUCUGGGCCGAGGCUCUGAGUGACUUUACUCACUUGCAUGAAAAGCAAGGGAGUGAAGAGCUACCAAAGGAGGCCAAGGGAAGAAAGGACACAGAGAAGGACCAGGUGCCAGAGCCGGAGGGGCAGCUGGAGGAGCCGACACUGGAGGUGGUGGAACAAGCUUCUCCCUACUCCAUGGAUGACAGGGACCCUCGGAAGUUCUUCAUGUCAGCUUUCCUGUGCUCACCAACCAGGCACUGCAGGAAUUUGGGCAGAAGCACUCACCAGGCAGUGCCCAGGACCCCAAACAUCUCCCCCCACUUCCCAGAACAUACCCUCAGAACCUGGGUCUUUUACCUAACUAUGGGGGCUACGUGCCAGGGUAUAAGUUCCAGUUUGGCCACACAUUUGGCCAUCUCACCCAUGAUGCUCUGGGCCUCAGCACCUUCCAGAAGCAGCUCUUGGCUUAGGCCACUGGACAUCAAGUUCCCUUCCCUUUUCAUCCUAUCCCAGCCAUCCUUUUGGAAGGGAGAGAGGUGGGUGGGAGGGUGGGAGGGUGGGGGAACACAAAGAGAAAAUGGUUUGGAGGCUGAGCACCUUUUUUAUUAAUAGGUAUAAUAAAUAAAUAAAUAAAUACAUAAACAGA
Molecule: messenger RNA, 1177 nt
Organism: Homo sapiens (human)
Lineage: Eukaryota; Metazoa; Chordata; Mammalia; Primates; Hominidae
Gene: CIMIP2B
Product: ciliary microtubule inner protein 2B
Exons: 6
Coding region: 235-1140 (301 amino acids)
Cellular component (GO): axoneme; microtubule cytoskeleton; cilium
Source: RefSeq, a predicted model, not a curated record